AACAAGAGCUUCAGAAGAGCUUUCAAACGUCAAGCAAGAUCAAAUAUGCCUAAAGUACACAUAAGUCUUUGUUUCGUCAUCUUUUUAUGUCUCUCCUUGCAAAAUUUCAUGAGAGUUAACUCACAGAGCCAAGGAUCUUGGUGUAUAGCGAACGCUCUUACUGAUAAUGAAACAUUAUUAAAGAACAUAAAUUUUGCAUGUUCACAAAUAGAUUGUGGAAUUAUUUUGGAAGGAGGUUCAUGUUAUGAUCCUAAUACUCCUCUUAAUCACGCUUCUGUCGCCAUGAAUCUUUAUUAUCAAGCUCAAGGAAGACACUAUUGGAACUGCCAAUUCGAUGGCUCUGGUCUCAUUACCGUCAUUGAUCCUAGCCAUGGGAGUUGCAAAUAUCAGUAUAAGUAAAAACAUGCAAAGCUUUGUAUUGGUUACAAAAAUAAAAUGAAUAACAGAUAGCUCUAUUUAUGUAAUUUCAUGUUUGCUAUCUAAAGUUUGUGUGGCUCGAUUUAUCAUAUUCUACCAUAUUUGAGUUUCUAUGAUUCUACUAUCAUCGUCAUAACAACAAAUUAAUACUUUAUCCAUUUACAAAAAAACUGUUAACCUUUAUAGCUUUUACCUUAAAACGAAUUAGUAAUAAACUGAUUGGUACAUAUUCUUUAUGAUUUACUUCUGAUAUGAGAUAUUACUUUUAACUUGUCUUCUCGAAAUGAUGAUUCAUGGCACUUUGUGUGCUUUAAUUACUGCUUUAUCGAUUCGGGUUAGUGAUCGAUUUUUAUAAGUUUAUGAUACAAUCCACAUAUGAAUUUAAUGUAAUGACAUAGGUAGGGUUAAUUAUGUGUUAAUGCGGUAAAAUCUAAUCUAUAUAUCUCACACACGAGCCAAGGUGGCAGCAUACGUAGACGAAUUAUAAUGGGAAAUGAAUGUGGGAAGAAGACUUGUCUUGUCACUUAGAUUAAACAUUUAUUCUGGCUUGAGUAGUUGAGUUUAUAUAUUUAUUUUUAUCAAUUUGAACUUUAUAAUAUAGUGCGUUUAAAUUAGUAAAACCAUUAUUCAAGUUCUUAGUAUAGUUGUCCAUGGUGGAGAAGAGUUUGUACUCAUUUGAGUAGUAAUUCAAAUGGUAAAUAAGAGUUACGAAGAUUGAAGAGAGUUCUUCUAAUGUUUGUAGCAAUUUUGUUUUGUGUUCUCAUUUUGAUCAAAAGAGUUUUUAAGCAAAAACAUUUUCUGUUUUGGUUAAUAAGUUCUAAGAUAAACCAACCUGAACAUAUAUAAUUCAAACUGGUUAUCUCAAGAGAAAUCAGGAAGCCGGUUCAUAUGGAGGAGAAGGUUCAGGUAUCAAUCUCAACAUAAGCCGGAGCAUCCGAAUCAAGAAUUAGCCUCUUCUUCAUAUGUCAUCUCUUACUGGAUAUUCUUCUACUCUGCAUUACACUCUGUUUCAUUAGUUGAGCAAAUCAUUGUUUUGUAAUUUUUGAUGUUUAAUCUGUCUUCAUACAUUUUCAUCUCAAGAAGAAGAAAAGUUGUUUAUCCUUCAGGCAAGCUAAAGAGUAUCUACUCUAAAUGUUCGCCCCAAUUACAGAUAUUCUUUUCUUUUAGAUUGAAAAGGUAAAUUGUAAUUAUUAUGAGUUUAGAUGUGUAACAAAAUCUAAGAUGAUACGACAAUUUGUAUUGGGUUUUUUUUUUUUGAACAACCAUGUUGGUUGUUAAAAGUUAAUAAUAACAAAUAAACUUUUGUGAAAUCUGGUAAAUAAGUAAGAGCUCUAGUUUUUUCUUGACAAAUGAUAGCUAUAUAUAAAAGUCUAUAUAAUCAUAUAGACAUAAAUACUUAAUUAAUUGUUUUGGUUUCAUACAGUUUCUAAAUAUUAUCUUAAAAUAUUUAUAGCUAUUAUCAUAAAAUAUAGAAGUCUUAAAUUUGAUAUUUGAAUUUUUCAGAAAGACUUAAUAUAAGCAAACUGAAAAACGUGAUUGCACAGACUUUAGUUUAUAUCUCCAAGAUUAGGACGACAUGUGUUGCUGAAAAAAAUGACAGUUACUUUUGUAAAGUUUUGAAAAGAGCUUAUGUUUACCUUUUGUAAUUACUUUAAAUUUAUAAUACUUAAAUGUGUUUUUUUUUGAGGUAAACGUCUCAUACAUAUAUAAGGAACUUAAAUCUAAAUGUAAAUGGCAAAGCAGAGCUGUAGAAGAGUUCUCAGACGUCAAGCAAAAUCAAAUAUGCCUAAAGCACACAUAAGUAUUUGUUUGAUCAUCUCUUUAUACUUUUCUUCGGAAAAUUUCACGAGAGUAAACUCACAGAGCCAGGGACAUUGGUGUAUAGCGAACCAUGUUAUGGAUAAUGAAAGAUUACAAAAGAACAUAGAUUUUGCAUGUUCUAAAAUCGAUUGUCGGAUUAUAAUGGAAGGAGGUUCAUGUUAUGAUCCCAAUACUCCGCUUAAUCAUGCUUCUGUCGCCAUGAAUCUUUAUUAUCAAGCUCAAGGAAGACACCAAAGGGAUUGCUACUUCGAAGGCUCUGGUCUCAUUACAGUCAUUGAUCCUAGCUAUGGUUGUUGCAAGUAUCAAUAUCGUAAGUAAGAGGAUGCAAAGCUUUGUAUUGGUUACAAAAAUAAAAUGAAUAACAAAGAACUCUAGUUAUGGAGUUUCAUGUUUUGAUAUCUAAGUUUGAAUGGUUCGAUUUAUCAUCUGCUACAAUAUUUUAGUUUUCUAUCAUUGUAAGAACAAUAAUUACUUUAUCCUUUACAAAAACUGAUGAGCCAGUUAGUAAUAAACUGACUGAUACUCUUCUACUUUGCA
Messenger RNA from Brassica rapa (field mustard), 2775 nucleotides. Its product is annotated as major pollen allergen Ole e 10. NCBI's taxonomy places the organism in Eukaryota, Viridiplantae, Streptophyta, Magnoliopsida, Brassicales, Brassicaceae. The record is from RefSeq and is a predicted model, not a curated record.